GCAAACAAACCUACGAAUUGACUUCGUUUGCAUCCCGAACCGCUUGAAACCGAUAACACGUGUCACGAGCGACAGGGUCGUCCCAUCCGUUUUUACGUGCCGUCUUUAAGUGAGUGUGCUAACGAUCGUUUUUCUUACGUUUUGUGUAAAUAAACCGAAGGAACAAUAAACGCGCGAUGAGGGGGCACGACAGACGUAUCGCGAUCGGGCGGCUGCGUCACUAACUGGAAUAGAUUCACAUAUUAGCGGGCGUGAAAUUAAAGGAUAAACAAAUGAAGUCCGGUGCGGGCGGCAUUGUAGUGGAACAGCAGUCGGCGUCAGGAGGUGUCAAGCGGCAGACACGGGCGGCGUGACCCCGGCGGCCGAGCACCCUAACUGGGGCAUAUCGAUAAGCGCGCCCUACUUACCCGAUUUGGUAGAAGGCGGUGCGGUACGGCUGCAUUCGGUCACGGCGGUGCGGCGGUGCCAGAGCGAUGUCGGGCAAGUCGUGCAGCAGCGGCGUGGGCAGCGGCGUGGGUAGCGUGCGGUCGUGCGCGGCAGGCGGGCACGAGGUCGUGCUGGACGCGCUUUACGCCCGGAAGCGCGACAACAAAAGCGUGCGCGUGCUGACCGUCAUCGUGUACGUGUUCUGCGUGUCACUCGCCGCCAUCAUGCUCUCGCUCUACUACGUGUUCUUCUGGGAACCCAAGGAUGCGCAGUACGCGCAGCGCAAGGUGUCUCACACUGUCCCCCGGCAAACCAGCACCACACCAAUGCCCACAUGCUUAUUGCCCGACACCGGACGAAGCAAUACCUCAGUGAACGAGAACGUCACAUAUUCAUUACCACCGAAUCUUCUAGAGCCAACUUAUGUGAAUACAACAGACGAUACGGGCCUAGAUUUUGAAUCUCCCGCCAAUUUAACGAAUAACUCUUCAUUUCAACACAUCAAGUCUGUUAAUUUCACUUCCAAUAAUUCCGGAACCAACGACACAGACAUCAAUACAUGACGUAUAGGAACCAGAACAAAUCAUCUUCUAUAACAGACUGUCUAACGUGAAUCGAAA
Papilio machaon (common yellow swallowtail) is the source of this 1046-nucleotide messenger RNA. It is a transcript of the gene inaF-D, whose product is annotated as putative transmembrane protein INAFM2. The coding region runs from base 474 to 989 and encodes 171 amino acids. Lineage: Eukaryota; Metazoa; Arthropoda; Insecta; Lepidoptera; Papilionidae. The transcript has 2 exons. The record is from RefSeq and is a predicted model, not a curated record.